AACUAUGACGUAAGAGCUACAUGUUGUGACCUUAUGACGGCCGGGCGGAAAGUGAGCAAUGCAGAAAAAGCAAUAAGGAAAACCAUUUAUUUGAUUUUUUAUUUAUUUUACUUGCUUCCUCAGCAUUUCGUUUCUUAUUCUUCUUCAGAUUUACUCUUUUUAAUGGCACCCGUAUGACUCCAUACCUAUGACCCCAUAAUGCUCAAUGUCAUCCCACCGAGGAGUAUUGCGCAUGCGCACAUUCCAACUACAACUUGAUUUUCGUGUCUAGCAGCGUUCACUCAUCUCACCUCGCCCUGAAGUACGUAUGGGUUGCAGUCUCCUGGUCGCUGUUACUCCAAACGGACUCCCCUGUGCCUGUCCUUUUGGCCAGAGAUGCCAGGGCGGCGGCUGAGUGCUCAUCUGCAGUUACACGGAGUUUUAAGAGACUCUGAUUUAUACCUGUGUGAGGAAGGGACUGGAUUUCGCUGUAGUCAGCAUAAACGUUGUAUAGAAUUUUGGUUAUAAAAUGCAGUUAAAUUAAUAUCCUCCUGGGUGCUGCAAUGAAUCAUUGAAUUUGUUUUUAAGUUUAUAACUAGUAUGCCAAUUUUGUUUUUAGUUUAAUACUUCUUUCCAUAACUUCAUUCUAGUUUUGCUGAAGACACCCAUGAUAUUGAUAUAGAAACGUGUAUUUUUUUAUUUUUUUUUUAAAGCUGUUUCUUAUGCUGUGAGUGCUGCAGUUGGGCGUGACCCUUCCAGGGGGCGGGGCCAGCAUGGUGGGUUUUCAGGUGCGCAGGUACAGGGCCGGGGAUGCGGAGGCGGUGAAGGAGGUCUUCACCGCGAGCAUGAGCGAGCACGUGCCGUCCGGCUUCCUGCACAUGCUCAGACAGCCCCUGGCCCAGGUGCUCCUCGCUAGUGUCGUCUGUGCCCUGUUGACGGCUUCUAGGUCUCCGGUCCUGCCCGCUCUGGCUCUGGCGCUGCUUCUGGCCGGGGGUCGAUGGCUGGCGGGCUAUAUCUUCAGCCGCUACAUCGAGGUCUGCCUGAAGAAGGACCUCGGCCACAUCCAGGAGGCCUACAUGGAGCGUGAGGACUGCUGCUUCUGGGUGGCGGAGAGUGAGGGCCGCGUGGUGGCCACGGUGGCCUGUCUGCCCGCCAGGACCCAGGCGGGUUGCCUGGAACUGAAGCGUAUGGCCGUGCGGAGGAGCCACCGCGGUCUGGGCAUCGCCAAGGCCCUCUGCCGCACCGUAGCCGAUUUUGCCCGCCAGAAGGGCUACCGAACCGUCCUCCUCUACACCUCGGUGGUCCAGAAGGAGGCCCAGAGUUUGUACGAGAGUUUGGGCUACAGCCGAAUCGGCGAGGUCGUCAUUCCAGAGACUGUGGCCAGACUCUUGAACUUCACUCUUAUAGAGUACAGAUACGAACUUCUGAAUGGGGUCGAUGGAAAAAGAAAAUUUGCUGCUGCUGAAGGUUGAUUUCCCAACCUAUUCCGCUCUCACACCAAACACUGUGGUUCAGUGAAGUGUCUGGUAAAUGCCUCACGUUGGUAACAAUGACAGAUUUUGCUGAGAACAUUGUGAAAUUGAUCUCAUUGAGAUCGUUUGAAUAUAUUUCAUUGUAAGUUGUA
Molecule: messenger RNA, 1603 nt
Organism: Paramormyrops kingsleyae
Lineage: Eukaryota; Metazoa; Chordata; Actinopteri; Osteoglossiformes; Mormyridae
Product: N-acetyltransferase 8-like
Molecular function (GO): N-acetyltransferase activity
Source: RefSeq, a predicted model, not a curated record